UAAUUUGAAGGAGCCCGGCCCGCGCAUGGUCUGAAAGCACGCAUCUUCGACCACGUGGCAAAGAAACUCUCAGCUACCAAAUCAGACGGACAUCAUUCAUGGAGGUGUAUUCACCUGAUACAGCUUGAAGCGCAUGCAGCACCGAAUGCAUACUCUACUUGUUAAUUCUGAACCUUGAAGCUUCGAAGCUGUUAUUGAUCGGGAGCUAGUUAAUUGAAUUAAUCUGAUUUUCAAAAUGGCCGAAGAAUCGACCCCUCCGAUCAGGUUGAUGAAUUUUGUAUCCGAGGAUCAGUUGGAUCAAGCAAAAAAAGCAAGGGGUGAACGAGUCGAGGAUGGUACUGCCCAGAGAGAUAGACCUCUCUUCGAGAUUUUGAAGGAGAACAAAGACAAAAAGGAUGCAGAAUUUAAUGAACGCUUCAAGCAUAGACCACCCAAAGCCUUGGAUGAAGACGAAACUGAGUUCCUUGAUAAAUGGGAGAUGUCUAGGAGGGAAUACGAGCAACAAGUGGCAGAUGAAGAGACCCAACAACUGCGGAGUUUCCAAGCAGCAGUUGCAGCACAGUCUACUAUUGUACAGGAACUGAAGGAAACAGCCCCUGCUCCUGUGGUCCAGGAACAGAAACCAACUGGGAGGAAAAAUCCGCCCACUCGUCCGUUAGGCAUGAUAAUAAAAGUCAAGCCACAAGCAAAGAAAGCGAAGAUAGAUCAUGGAAGUGUUGAAGAACAUUCAGAUAUGGUGAAAAAACCUGAUGUUAAUACAGAAAAAUCACCAGAUCCUAUGAAAACAUCUAAUGGUGAUACUGCUAACUCUAACGAUGUAGCAAAAACAUGUCUAGUUACAUACAGUGAUGAAAGUGAAGAUGAUGAUUAGUAGUUCAGUUUUCCUAUAUGAGGACAGUAGUGAGUUCUUUAGUUAAUUUUUUC
This is a messenger RNA of Pistacia vera, 924 nucleotides long. RefSeq names its product PSME3-interacting protein-like. Gene Ontology annotation, cellular component: nucleus. The transcript has 7 exons. The record is from RefSeq and is a predicted model, not a curated record. The coding region runs from base 236 to 871 and encodes 211 amino acids. NCBI's taxonomy places the organism in Eukaryota, Viridiplantae, Streptophyta, Magnoliopsida, Sapindales, Anacardiaceae.